Erinaceus europaeus (western European hedgehog) is the source of this 1613-nucleotide messenger RNA. RefSeq names its product solute carrier family 25 member 53 (gene SLC25A53). The record is from RefSeq and is a predicted model, not a curated record. The transcript is spliced from 4 exons. Lineage: Eukaryota; Metazoa; Chordata; Mammalia; Eulipotyphla; Erinaceidae. Bases 581 to 1501 code for a protein of 306 amino acids.
UCCUAGUCGGUUUUGCAAACCAGGACUUCGAGGAGGAGGAGCACCUAGGCGCUGCCGCCCUGAGAGGAGUAGCUGAGCUGAGGCAGCGCGGUUCCCACGGCAGCCGCCCCCGCCCACCCGCCCGGCCCUCCUAGCAGCUACUGCUGCUUUUAGCUUCUGCCCAUUGAGACAAAAGAGCAUGACGAGCAGGGUAGCUCAGCCAAUCAGAGGAACGCAAGGGCGGCCUCCCCGCUCAGCCUUUCAGCCUCGAGGCCAUUGCUAGCUGGAGGGGGGAGCCCGGGCGGGGGCUGCAGCACACAGGUGCGGGAGCCAGCUUGGUGUCAAGUGCAGCUUGGACUCAGGGACCCGGCCGGUUUACAUUUUACUCUGUUUUUAGUGCAGAAAAGUCGGAGUGGCGAAAGAAAGGCCCACGGGGACCGUAUAGAACCAGUGAGCAAGGACUAGCACCAACAUUUUACAGAUGUGAGGACAGCCACAGAAAGAGCUGCUAGAAGAGAGCUUUCACCUCACCUCAGUGAACUCAAACCAUCUCAACAGCAGCAUCUCCAGUUUCUUCCAUCUGCUUCCAGUUACCUGCAACAUGGGGGAACAGAACCACUCUCCUGGGAAGGAGCCUCAGUACAGGACACGAGCAGAAGUUCCAGGAAAGAAAGUCUGGCACACUCAGGCCUAUGCCCUUGGGGCUGUUUCCAACUUUAUGUCUACUUUUCUGACCUUUCCUAUCUAUAAGGUUGUAUUCCGACAACAAAUUCAUGCUGUAGCUGUAUCACAGGCUGUGAGACAACUUUGGCAUGAAGGCCCUCAGUACUUCUACAGGGGAAUCUACCCACCGCUUCUCUCCAAGACAUUGCAAGGGACUUUACUGUUUGGGACUUAUGAUAGCCUGCUGAGCUCUCUUUCUCCUGUGGGGCCACACUCCCUAGGACACCGCUGUGUUGCUGGGCUCAUGUCUGGUGUGGUGGAAGCUGUGGCACUCAGUCCUUUUGAAAGAGUGCAGAAUGUACUCCAGGAUGGCCGCAAGCAAGCCCGUUUCCCCAGCACCUUCAGCAUUCUCAAGGAAUUCAACUCUUACGGUUUUUGGGGGAGACUGUCUCGGGGCUACUAUCGUGGUUUCUGGCCUGUUCUCCUCAGAAACAGCCUGGGAAGUGCUCUGUAUUUCUCUUUCAAGGACCCCAUCCAGGAUGGUUUGGCAGAGCAAGGUCUACCCCAUUGGGUUCCAGCUUUGGUUUCUGGGAGUGUGAAUGGAACAAUCACCUGCCUGGUUCUGUACCCUCUGAUUGUGCUAGUUGCCAACAUGCAGUCCCACAUUGGCUGGCGGAGGAUGCCAAGUCUGUGGGCCUCAGUCCAGGACAUGUGGGACACCCGGGGUCGAAAAGUAUUCUUGAUCUACCGUGGUGGCUCCCUCGUCAUCCUACGGUCCAGUGUGACAUGGGGCCUCACUACUGCUAUUCAUGAUUUCCUUCAGAGGAGGUCUCACUCCAAGAAAGAGUUGAAAGACUAACUAGUUGCAAGAAAUGUGGUCAUGGAAAUUUUGUUAUUCUAAACUUUCCUGUGUUUGACCAAAAGCACCAACUUUUUGACUUGGUUUUCCAAUACAAUCAUUCUUUAGCAUC